CAUAUGAAGGAGAAAACCCUUUGCCAAUGCCAGCCACUUCUGUUAUUUCCACUCUAUCGAGAACUCUAUCAAUGGCUGCUCCAACUACAAUUGAGAAGAAGAAGAAGGUUAGUAGUAACUAUAUACCUGAUGACCUUUCCUUUUCUAUUCUCUCUAAGCUCCCUGUUAAAUCUCUUAAACGUUUUUCUUGCGUUAGUAAAUCGUGGUCUCUUUUAAUUCAAAACCCUAAUUUCAUGAAUUUCUUUCGUAACAAUCUCUUAUCCAAAUCUCAUGCGCACUACCGUGAUUCCGGUCUUGUUUUAAACCAGUUUAUGGGUCCAUAUGAUUGGAACAUUUAUUUGAUUUCUGGAGAUAAGUUUGAGAAUAAAGUGAAAUUGGAUUUGCCACCUAUAUUUCAAAUUCCAAACAUUGGUGUUACUCCUAUUCGUGUUCUUGGUUCUGCUAUUAAUGGCAUUCUUUGUAUCUAUGGCCGUUGUCAAGGAGCUCAUGCAACAACUUUUUUAUUAUGGAACCCUUUUACUGAGGAAAAAAUUGUGAUUCCUCCUAGUCAUGCUGAGUUUAAACCUGAGUUUACCACUUAUAUUUUUCCGCAUGGAUUUGGCUAUGACGAUGUUGGAGAUGACUAUAAAAUCAUUCAACAUGUGGAUUAUACUACGGCUAAUGAAAAUCCCUUGGAAGAUUUGGAAGAUGUCAUGAUUCCCGACCCUUUCUGGGAGAUAUAUAGUUUAAAAAGUAACUCAUGGAGAAAAAUUGAUUUUGAUAUGCCAAUUAUUUCCUGGAUUUUUAAUAGUAUUGUAUACUUCGAUGGAGUGUGUCAUUGGUUGGGGGAAACAAAUAUGGUGGUGUCAUUUCAGUUGUGCAAUGAGGUGUACUUUAUUACACCUUGUCCUUUAGAAGAAGAUACACAUGAUAAAGAAUUUGAAGUUAAUCUGACAGUGUUAAACGAGUCUGUUGCGAUUAUUACUAAUUGUAAAAAUACUACGUCCUUCCAAGUGUUAAUUUUGGGUGAAUUUGGUGUUGAAGAAUCAUGGAUUAGACUUUUCGAUGUUGAACUCAUGUCCUGCAUUGAGCAACCUAUUGGAGCAGGGAAGAAUGGAAAUAUAUUCUUUAUAAAAGAAGAUGGUGAGCUAGCUUGUUUUGAUUUAGCUACUGGGUUGAUUGAGGAUAUUGGUAUCCAGGGAGAAAAUAAUUGGUGUCAAAUUGCAAUUUACAAGAAAAACCUUCGUUUGAUCGGAGACAUAUACAUGUAAUUUAUUUUUCAGCCAAUGCGUGAAGUUUUCAUACUCGAGGUUUAUGAGUCUUGUUUUUAUAUGCAAAUCGGCUUGUCAAUUGUCAAUAUUAUAUGUAUUAUUAUGUAUAUGAGAUGUCAGAUACAUGGUUUUGGAUACAUGGUUUUAGAUACAAGUUUUCACUCUUAAAGAAAUAAAAGUUUGCUGUUAGAUAGA
This is a messenger RNA of Trifolium pratense (red clover), 1445 nucleotides long. Its product is annotated as F-box/kelch-repeat protein At3g06240-like. Bases 27 to 1250 code for a protein of 407 amino acids. NCBI's taxonomy places the organism in Eukaryota, Viridiplantae, Streptophyta, Magnoliopsida, Fabales, Fabaceae. Gene Ontology annotation, molecular function: protein binding. The transcript has a single exon. The record is from RefSeq and is a predicted model, not a curated record.